Messenger RNA from Saccharomyces paradoxus, 1605 nucleotides. It is a transcript of the gene GCR2, whose product is annotated as Gcr2p. The coding region runs from base 1 to 1605 and encodes 534 amino acids. NCBI's taxonomy places the organism in Eukaryota, Fungi, Ascomycota, Saccharomycetes, Saccharomycetales, Saccharomycetaceae. The transcript has a single exon. The record is from RefSeq and is a predicted model, not a curated record.
AUGCAUCACCAAACUAAGUUAGAUGUAUUUAUAAUUAGAGCUUAUAAUCUACUGUCUAACGAGUCUGUCAUCAGUGGUGCUUCUUUACAGAGUGUUACAAACUCGCCACAGACGACGACGAACACGCCCUCAGGUAUGGUUAAUGGCGUGGUAGGAACAGGGAUUGCUAAUCCAACAGGGUUGAUGGGAUCUGAUAGCACACCUAAUAUCGAUGAGAUUAUAACAAGCAAUGGUACUAACUCUCUGGCGAAAACCAGUUCGGAUAGUGCUAACGCGACGCCGAAUGGUAAUUCAAGCUCCACCUCAGCCAUAAGUAAUACCAGCAACCCUACCACCACCGGUAACAAUGCGAGCUCUAGCAUAACGUCAAAUGGAAUAUAUACGCAAGCUCAAUAUUCUCAACUUUUCGCCAAAAUAUCAAAGCUGUAUAACGCUACGCUAUCGUCUGGGUCAAUCGAUGAUAGAUCGACCUCACCAAAAUCCGCAAUCGAACUAUAUCAAAGAUUUCAACAAAUCAUUAAGGAACUGGAGCUCAGUUUUGACGCAAGUCCUUACGCAAAGUAUUUCCGCCGUUUGGAUGGAAGACUUUGGGAAAUAAAGGCAAACUCAGAAUUGGAAAACGAUGAAUUAUGGCGAUUAGUCUCAAUGAGCAUAUUUACUGUAUUCGAUCCUCAGACCGGCCAAAUUCUAACUCAGGGACGUAGGAAGGGAAACUCCUUAAACACAUCAACUAAAGGCUCUCCAUCAGACUUACAGGGAAUAAACAAUGGGAAUAACAGUGGGAGUAAUGGUAACAUCGGAAAUGGGAAUAAUAUUAAAAACUAUGGAAAUAAAAAUAUGGCCAACAAUCGAACAAAAAAAAGAGGAACCAGAGUGGCUAAAAAUGCUAAAAAUGGGAAAAAUAAUAAAAAUAGUAAUAAGGAGAGGAACAGCAUUGCAGAUACGAACGCAUUCAGUAACACAACAAUAAGUAACCCAGGUACCAAUAUGCUUUUUGAUCCAUCAUUGUCUCAGCAACUACAAAAGCGGCUGCAAACGCUCUCCCAAGAUGUCAAUUCUCGUUCGUUAACAGGAUAUUAUACACAGCCAACCAGUCCUGGUUCAGGCGGAUUUGAAUUUGGCCUGAGCCAUGCGGAUCUAAACCCCAAUGCUUCCAGUAAUACCAUGGGCUAUAAUACAAUGUCAAAUAAUGGAUCCCAUUCGUGGAAACGAAGAUCAUUAGGAUCCUUAGACGUUAAUACCCUGGAUGAUGAAGCGGUGGAAGAACUCCUGCAACUGACAAAUACGAACAAGAGGCAGAGACCGAUGGCAACUACAGCAGAGGGUGCGUUAAUUAAUGAUGGUCCGGACACUAAUUUAAACGCGACCAACACCCAGAUGAAAGUUGAUCUAAAUCCUCCGAACAGCAUGGGUCCUAUGGAUACAGAAGCCGUGAUACGCCCAUUAAAAGAAGCUUAUGACGCUAUCAUAUCCGAAAAAGGCCAAAGAAUUGUGCAAUUGGAAAGGGAAUUAGAAUUACAACGUCAAGAGACGCAGUGGUUAAGGAAAAUGUUAAUUGAGGACAUGGGAUGUGUUAGAAGCAUGUUAAGAGAUUUACAAAGAUGA